AUGAAGCCAACGAAUUUCUGCCCUGCUUCUUCCAUCUUCCUCCUUCUUCCCGCUCCAGCUGCGUUCUCCAGCGUGUCGUCAUCCCAUUCCAUCCUCCAUCUCCCUUUCUCGUCUCCCCGUCGUCGGAGGUUUUCCUCGACCCCUAACCCUAAUUUACACGACCCCAACCAUGUCUUGAGUUACGUGAGGAGAAAUUGCAGAGCUGGUGGUGGUGGGUUUACGAGUGUCGGUGAUGCCCUGUGUUGCUUCGGUAAAUUGAUAAAGGCGAGCCCUUUGCCUUCCCCCUGGGAUUUCAGUCUACUGUUGGGCGCUAUAGUGAGGAUGAAGCACUACUCGACUGCCAUCCGAUUGAUUGAGCAGCUGCCUUCUUUGGGGAUCGAGGAUCAUGCUGCCUUGCUGACCAUUUGGAUGAAUUGCUUCUGCCGGUUAAAGCGGGUCGAUAUGGGCUUCUCUAUUCUGGGCAGAAUCUUCAAGCUUGGGUUUCGCAUUGAUGUGGUGACGUGGAACACCCUGAUUGAUGGUCUCUUUAUUCAGGGCAAAACUGAUCAAGCCUUGAGGUUCCUCGAUGAUAUGGGACGAAAAGGCCCCGAACCUAGUGAGACCACGUAUGCGAUAAUUGCCAAGGGGUUAUGCAGGGCAGGUAACACCAGAUUGGCGAUGGAAUUGCUGAGGGACUGGGAAGAGAGAAGCUGCAGCAUCAAUUCCUUCGCAUACAGCAUAGUGAUGGAUGGUCUUUGCAAGGAGGGAUUGAUCACAGAGGCACUGAGACUCCACGAAAGCAUGAGUAAGAAAGGUAUCAAACCAAAUGUUGUUACUUAUACCUCCUUCAUCCACGGUCUGUGCAACCUAGGCCAAUGGAAAGAUGCUACGGUCUUGUUGGAGAAGAUGAUGGAGGCAGGAAUUGAACCGAACGUUGUUACUUAUACCUCUGUCAUUCAAGGAGUGUGCAAUUCCGGCCGAUUGAAAGAGGCCCAAAGAUUGCUGAGUCAUAUGGUGCAAAGCAGAGUCAUGCCGAAUGUUCAAACCUUCACUAUUCUGGUGGAUGCACAUUGUAAAGAGGGAAUGCUUGUAGAAGCAGAGGCCAUAAUCAACCAGAUGAUUCAAUUAGGUAAAAUGCCUAAUACUGUCACUUAUACUGCAUUGUUGAAUGGUUAUUGUUUGCAAAAUAGGAUGGAUGAUGCUAUGGCAGUUCUUCAUUUGAUGGUUGAAAGAGGCUGCUCACCUAAUGUUGUUUGUUAUAACACGUUGAUUAAUGGAUACUGCAAAGGGAAAAGAGUUGACAAAUCAAAAAUACUGUUCCAAGAAAUGCUUGAAAGGGGCUUGAAUCCUGAUGUCAUCACGUACAACACUCUCAUAAAUGGAUAUUGCCAGAUUGACAAAGCCAUGAUAUUGUUUCGAAAGAUGGAAGGUUCCAAAUUUGUCCCAAACAUUGUGACUUACAAUAUUAUAAUGAAUGGCAUGUGUAAUGCCAGAAAGCUCGACGAUGCUAAGGGGCUGUUUGAUUGUUUGCAUGCUCAAGGCUUGCAACCUGACGUGUGGGCAUGUAACAUUCUCAUGCAUGGGUUGUGCAAAGGAGGACGUACAAAGGAAGCAUAUCAACUCCUAAAGGAGAUGGAAGGAAAUGGAUGCUUCCCAGAUGGGGUCACUUAUAACACAAUAAUCCAAGGACUACUAAGAAAUAACAAAAGUACUAGAGCCGCGCAACUUGUCAGUGAAAUGGUUGAAAGGGGUUUUUCUGCAGAUGUAGCAACAAUGGAGUUGUGGGUCAAAUAUCUCGUGACAGAUGGAACUUCCUUUUCAAGUAGAACUCUCCAUUGUCUCUGA
Molecule: messenger RNA, 1824 nt
Organism: Eucalyptus grandis
Lineage: Eukaryota; Viridiplantae; Streptophyta; Magnoliopsida; Myrtales; Myrtaceae
Product: putative pentatricopeptide repeat-containing protein At1g12700, mitochondrial
Exons: 2
Coding region: 1-1824 (607 amino acids)
Molecular function (GO): protein binding
Source: RefSeq, a predicted model, not a curated record